AAAAAAAGUAAACAAAAAAAAAUACGUUGAAAAAUAUUUCAAAAAAUUCAAAUUCAACGAAAGUUUAAAGAAGAAAAACAACUUAACGAAAGAUUUUUGAUGAAAAUUCAUAACACACAGAAAAAGGUAAUAAAUUAAUUAAACUAAGUACUUUCAUUAGUGAAAAUGUUGAGGAACAGAAUCACAAACUCGAUAUUUGUGCUGAGGAAUCGAAAUUUUUCAGUAUCAUCAAGCUUAAGCACUGAUAAACAGAAUGUACCGAGUUACAGGCAAUUAAGUGAAGUUCAAAAGAGAAAAUUAGAUGAAGACAAGGAAAAACUGAUUUGGAGAAAUAAGCCAUUGGACCAGCCAUAUGCAUUUAAGAGUAAAUUCAAUGUUUUUGGAGGUGAUGAGCUUGAACCAAGCUCAUUAUCGAUGUUGGUUCAACCAAUUGAUGCAAGUCCAAGAGGAAUCAAAAAAUGGUGGAAGGACUAUAAAGUAAGAAAGGAGAGGUUCUCUCAACAAUUUAUUCCAGAAAGACACGAAAUAUUGGGAAGUGAUUUAGCUGCUGCUCAUUUUUUGCUGUUUAGAAAGGGUAAAGUCAAGUUUAUAGGUCAAGACUGGCUGGAAAUGAAUACCGAAAAAGAUUUAAUGGUUCCACUUCCGAAUAAAUUUAAUCCACACUAUGAAAUAGAGGCAAUCAAGUGUGACAAUAUGGUUUUAUACUAUGAAGGACUAGAAAACAUUAGAAGAUUGAGGAAGCUUCGAUAUCUCUCAUUUAAAAAUGUCAAGACAUUCGAUGAUUGGUGCUUAGAUCGAGUAUCAGGUUCAGAGUUUGAAAAAUUAGAAGUACUUGAUAUUUCAGACACAAAUGUUACAGCCAAUGGACUUCAAGCUUUGUAUAGAAUAUCUUCUCUUAAAAAAUUAAUAGUCACACAUCCAGAAACUGAAAAUCCUCAAUGGACCUUAACUCUAGCUAUGUUGCAAGAUAUUUUUCCUAGUUUAGAAAUAAGUAGCAGUAAUCAAAUUUAAUUAAUGUCACAAUAAAAGUACUAUAUAAACUAUAAGCUAUUG
Molecule: messenger RNA, 1053 nt
Organism: Chironomus riparius
Lineage: Eukaryota; Metazoa; Arthropoda; Insecta; Diptera; Chironomidae
Source: the annotation of a GenBank genome assembly